Carlito syrichta (Philippine tarsier) is the source of this 426-nucleotide messenger RNA. Its product is annotated as inactive polypeptide N-acetylgalactosaminyltransferase-like protein 5. The record is from RefSeq and is a predicted model, not a curated record. Lineage: Eukaryota; Metazoa; Chordata; Mammalia; Primates; Tarsiidae. The annotation marks the transcript as partial. The transcript has 4 exons. Gene Ontology annotation, cellular component: Golgi apparatus. Gene Ontology annotation, biological process: spermatid development.
UCCCCUGGCCUACUGUCACCUGCAAUGGCUGGAGGAGUUUUUGCUAUAGACAGGCACUAUUUUAAUGAAAUUGGACAGUACGACAAGGACAUGGAACUUUGGGGAGGAGAAAAUUUGGAACUUUCACUAAGGAUCUGGAUGUGUGGAGGACAAAUCUUUAUAAUCCCCUGCUCUCGAGUAGGGCAUAUCGCUAAGAAACACUUUCAAGAAAGUCCUGCAACUAAGAAAGCCAUACGACACAAUUAUCUAAGACUGGUGCAUGUUUGGCUGGAUGAAUAUAAGGAGAUUUUCCUUCGAAGAUUUCAUCAGAAAUCCAUUACCUAUGGAAAUAUCAGUGAACGUGUUAACUUAAGGAAACGACUGGGUUGCAAGUCAUUUCAGUGGUAUAUGGACAAUAUCUUCCCCGAGUUAGAGGACAGCUUAUGA